AUGAAUUUGCUAACAAUAAAAAGAAUAGUAAUAAUAUCUUUGACUACAUACUCAUUUCUCUUCCACAUUAUACCUAAUUUGACGGUACCUAUAGUGCAUUCUAUAAAACUGGCUGAAGAUCAUGAUAAAGUAUAUGGUGUAUAUGGUUGGUGCGAGAAACACCACGAUAAUAUUUGUACUAAAAGACGUAUUGGCUAUCCCACAAAAAACCUGAAUGCUUCGAAUCCAAAAAAUUUUUUACCAUCGUUUACUAAUAUCCGUGUUACCAAAAUCCUUGUGGUACAUCCGAUAGCCUUGGUAUUUGAAUUUCUACUCUGGGUAAUGGUCAUUUUGUCAUCUACCAAUAGAUACAAAAAUAACACUAGAUUCACCUUAAUAUGCGCAUUAUGGUCCUUGCCUACAUUUUUAUUAGGUCUUUUAUGUUUAUUAGUCGAUGUAUUACUGUUUCUGGAUGCUCUAUCAUGGUUAGGAUGGAACCUGUACCCAGUAACGUUGGCAAAUGCUAUAUCCAGUACACUAUUAUGGUCGUUAAAGCGUAACAUUGCAACGCUUAGGUAUGAAGCUCUGUCUAACAGAGAAAAUGUCGCAAGCCAAAGCAAUAACGCAGACCCAAUAGAAGUAUACUCAAUAAUUGAUAUUGAAUCUGCUUCUGAUGAUGGCUCAUUGCUUCUGAUGUCGUCAAACAGAAGUAAAAAUGUGUCUAUUCUACAACCCACUCAUUCUUAUACAGUAGGUUAA
Tetrapisispora phaffii CBS 4417 is the source of this 738-nucleotide messenger RNA. RefSeq names its product Rim9p (gene RIM9). The record is from RefSeq and is a predicted model, not a curated record. The transcript has a single exon. NCBI's taxonomy places the organism in Eukaryota, Fungi, Ascomycota, Saccharomycetes, Saccharomycetales, Saccharomycetaceae. Gene Ontology annotation, cellular component: cell division site; growing cell tip; plasma membrane. Bases 1 to 738 code for a protein of 245 amino acids.